AUUCUUUCAGGUACUUAAAGGCAAAGGAUGGCUUUCUGGAGUGAGAUAGUGAAAUUGCAACAGUUCCUUCCUCAGUUCCAGGCGUUGUAUGCACAGCGAUUCCCCAUUGAGGUCCGGCACUACCUUGCUGAAUGGAUAGAACAGCAGCCAUGGAAUUCCAUUCAUAUAAACCCUGCUAAUGAAAGUCUUGCUCGAAAUCUCUUGGACACGAUGGUAUCUGAAUUACAGAAAGUGUCAAGUCGUAUGUCCUAUCCAGUGACACGCAAGCUCAAUGAAUAUGCUGUUGUUCUCAAGAAAACAUUUGAUCAGCAGCCAUUAGAACUGGUGAAUAUUAUGAACUGUCUCUUGAUGCAGGAAAAUCAAUUAUUCCAGGAACUUCGGCAAACUCAUAAGAGAAAUUACAGCAUCUUGGAAGCGGUGAGAUCUCUGGAACAGGUCCAGGGCCAUGUGCUGAAUAUGAUUCAGGACUGGAAACGACGACUACAGCUGUCAGGAAAUGGUGCCUACUUUGAGGACAACCUGGGGUCACUUCAGGAAUGGUGUGAUAAGCUUGCAGAAAUGAACUGUCAAAUUCAGCAAGAGCUUGGGCUGAUUAGCACACAGGAAGACGUUGCUAGUGACCAUAUAUCAGGAGUGCCUGAGAGACUCUCCUCUUUACUCAGUAACUUGGUCAGAAGUGCAUUUCUUGUGGAAAAGCAGCCUCCACAGGUACUAAAGACUCAAAGUAAGUUUUCUUCAACUGUUCGCUUUUUGCUUGGGUUGAAGUUAAAUGCCCCAACAAAGCCUCCUGUUGUGAAAGCCAUAAUCAUUACGGAACAACAGGCCAGAGUUAUGAGACAGCAUGGGAACAUACACAGUGAAAACACAGGAGAGAUCAUGAACAAUACCAGCUUAUUGGAGUUUAGCAAUGCUACAAAAACCACCAGUGCCAGCUUCAGGAAUAUGUCAUUAAAGAAAAUCAAACGGUCGGACCGCAGAGGGACUGAGUCAGUGACUGAGGAAAAGUUUGCUGUUCUAUUUUCUUCUGAACUCAGCAUCACAGGCAGUGAAAUGAAAUACCACGUUCAGGCUAUAUCAUUGCCUAUUGUCGUGAUUGUUCACGGCAGUCAAGACAACAAUGCUACUGCUACAAUUUUGUGGGACAAUGCAUUCUCUGAAAUAGAAAGAUUGCCAUUCCACGUACCAGAUAGAGUGUCAUGGUCUCAAAUGUGCGAAACCCUCAAUAUGAAGUUUAUGGCAGAGGUACAGUCAACACAGGGCUUGUGCAAAGAGCAUUUUGUCUUCCUGGCACAGAAAAUCUUUGAUGAGCAGAGCUAUGGCAUGGAGGACUUCACCAACCGUAUGGUCUCUUGGUCUCAGUUUAACAAGGAAAAUCUCCCCGGAAGAACCUUUACAUUUUGGCAAUGGUUUGAUGGUGUGAUGGAGCUCACAAAGAAACACCUGAAGGAUUACUGGAAUAAUGGAUUAAUCCUCGGUUUUGUAAGUAAGCAGUAUGCCAACAGACUGCUUAAUCAACGAGUAAAUGGGACCUUUUUGCUGCGCUUUAGUGAUUCUGAGAUUGGAGGCAUUACAAUAGCAUGGAUUGAUGACUCUGAGAAAGGUGGCAGACAGGUGUACAAUGUUCAGCCUUUCACUACAAAGGAUUUAACUAUUCGAUCGCUGGGAGAUCGUGUCCGAGAUAUUGAACGUCUGCUUUAUCUGUAUCCCAGCAGACCCAAAGAUGAAGCCUUCAAAAAGUACUACACAAAGGAAGUGAAGGGAAAAGAUGGGUAUCUCCAUGCUGGAGUAAAAACUACAGUGAAUGGUGAACAAACACAAGUGGUGGCGCAACCCAUGGUCCCCUCACCAGUGUCGCAGUCUUGUGUGGCGUGUACAAUGCCUGAAAUGCCAGGGUGGCCACAGGUUCCAUGCAAUCCAAGUAACAUCAGCUAUGAUAAGGGUGAUGCUGCAGUUAACUCUUCAAUUUCAUUACCUCCUAAUAUGAUGUUACCAACAAACCAGGAUGACGAUUUUACGAAUGCAAUUCAGGGCAGCCAUCUCGUUAACUCAUUUGGAAGUGAGAAUGACUUGGACAUGAAUUUUGACGAUGAUCAGCAGUUUGUAAGAGGUAUGGAAAACAUUCCGGUACCUUCGGAGUUUGAGCUGAACGCACUCCUGAACACAGUGGAUAUGUCUCUCGUAAAUUCAACUGAGUUUUAAAUGCCUGUCAGCUUAGGAAAGAAGAUUCUCAAAUGCCAAGUUAUGCAGGCGGCUGUUUGUCACAAAAAGGGUUAAUUUUGUCAAUUGUGAACUUUUGAGCUAAGAUUUCUGUUCACUUUUUUUUUGCAUUUUCCUGUACAAACUGCAAAAUAAGAGCGAUUUGCUGUUUAACCAACCAACCAAUCUAACCAACUGUUUUAAUAGACAAAUUUCCUGUCUUUCCCAGUGAGGGAAAUAUCUACCUCCUUGUGGUGCCUGGUGCAACAGAAAUGUUGAUGCUAGCUUCUCAAUUUCAACAGCAUUUUUGUGUGGAGAUGCUGAGUGGAGGGCAGGCAAUUUUGUUCAUACAUGGCUGAAGAAACAGUUGGAAUGUUUGGAGACCUUGGGUAUUUAAAAUGGAAAUGAAAUUGAACAUAAAUUUUUGUUAGUGUAGGAAACUUGGUAGAAUCAAAUCUGCUUAAAUCCAAUGUAUUAAUGAUUCCUAUAAGAUGUCAGCUCAAUUUAGUCCAGAGUGAAGUAAACAAGUUUGUAAGACUGAAAAUUGACUUCAUGUACUGAGAAGUUGUUGUAGGCUGAGAGUUUGAGAUCUAUUAAUUUUAAGUAGCUAACACAAGCUGAUGUGUUUUUAUAGCACCUAGCAAAUCUGCAUAAUAUUUUACUGAUGACUUGUGUUUGUACAAAAAAAUUGAAUUAAGUAUCGCAGAUAAUGCAAAGUGGAAAUGUAGUAUUUUAUGUGGUAUUUGAUUGAAAUUAACAAGACAAUUCAAAGCAAUGCAAUUUCUCCUAGCCUGAAAUAGUUCCCCAUCUAUUGACAGUCACACUGUAGUGCAAAUAAGCAGUUUUUUCUAAGUAAAUAUUGUAGUGUAUUUGCAAUUAAUCAAAAAUCCAAAGUUUCAAAUUUCCCUGUGUAUUUUAAAAAGUUUAAUAAUCUGAAAUUGAGAAUGGUAAUAAAUUUAGCAAUGUAGUUUUAGAAACAGCUGGUAGAACAGAAUCUGCUGCAGAAGAUUGAGGCAAUGACCAGGUCCUUUUACGGUGAUUGUUUUUCAAAUUUUGCAGGACCAAUGUUUUUGAAGAAAUCAAUUUAAUGGGUAAAGAUACCUUUUUUAAAAUCAUUGUGCUAAAUUGGUUUUUCAGCAGAAUUAUGGCAAUAUUAUGUUAUGCACAUUCACUUUGCAGUGUUAUUCAGAUGUUAAAAUUGGUACACCUGCAUAGAGGAUAUUUUCAAGUGCCCUAUUGGAACAGGCUCCAUUGCAAGUUAGGAUACUUUGAGAUUAAAGUGCCUCACAACAGGCUUGAGGUUAUUGUUUAGUAGGGUCUGACAGGGAUGCCUGAAACCAAAUAGAAUAAGUGAACAAGUCGUGUCACGGUGGCUCAGUGGUUAGCACUGCUGCUCCACAGCGCCAGGGACCCAAAUUCAAUUCCAGCCUCGGGCGACUGUCCAUGUGGAGUUUGCACAUUCUCCCCAUGUCUGCGUGGGUUUCCUCCCACACUCCAAAGCUGUGCAGGUUAGGGUGGAUUGGCCAUGCUAAAUUGCCCAGCAUCUCGGGAUGCGUAGGUUAGGUGGAUUAGCCGUGGAUUGCAGGGAUACAGUAGGUAGGUGGGAUGCUCUUCACAGAGUCAGUGGACUUGUUGGGCCAAAUGGCCUGUUUCCACACCCACACUAGAGAAAUUUCUAUGAAAUUCUAUGAAGUGAAUAGAUUAAUGUGGAGAGCACGUAAUUAGUUUCGUUGCAUUUUUGUAAUGUGCAUGUUGAAAAAUAAAGCUCUGACAAGAAAACUAUGUAUCUGGAUGCUGUCUAAUGUUUAAUGUCUAGUAUUUAACAGUGAGAAAGUAAUAAUUCAUGGAAUAAACAGGACAAGACAUUGGUCCAAAAUUGACUGACCGGAAAUGGAAUAGUGGUUAAUCAAUGUUUUUCACACCAGCAAAAGGUUUGUACAGGAACUCCCCUUGCUUGUCUUGUUGUAAAUAAGUGAUAUAGAUCUUUGGGGUUCUGGGUGCUGCACUUUAGGAAAGAUGUGAUUGUAUUAGAGAAAAGUGCAAAAAAAUUCAUGAAAAUGAUUCCAGGGAUGAGGACCUUCAUUUUACGUAGAGAGAUGGGAGAGGUUGUCAUUGUUUCACUUGGACAAGAGAAGGUUUGAUAGAUGUAUUCAAAAUCAUGAGAGGUUUGGACAAAUUAGAUAGGAAGAAAACAUUCCCACUCGUGAAAGGAUUGAAAACUAGAGAGUAUAGGUUGAAGGUAAUUAGCAAAAGGAGCAAUGGAGAUGUGAGAAAUGUUUUCACACAGUGAGCAGUUAGGCUCUGAAAUGUAUUGCCUGUGUAUGUGGGGAAGUGGGUUCCAUCAGGCAUUCGAGGGAUUGAAUUCUUAUCUGAAAAAGAAGAAUGUGCAGGAUUAUGAGGAGGAGCUAUGAAAAUGGCACUGCAUAAAUUAGUCUUUCAUAGAACCAGUACAGAGACAGUGGGCCAAAAGGCCUUUUCUGUGGAAAUCACUUCUGAUUAUAACGAAAUAAUUUAUUUGGUUAAUGUAAUGUACACAUAAAUUAGACAAAAGGAAAAACAGAUCAUGAAAUUAUAAAUGACUCUUUAAUACCACUCCACAAUCCCUGCGUAUUCUACUCUAGCAUAAACUCUACCUGCCCAUUUAAUCUUAUUCCACACAGCAUGUACACUCUAACUUUAUGGCAGGCUCACCCUCGAGAUUAAAUGGAUAGGUAAUAUUCUGUAUAAAUCCUCACCCGUCCUCGGAGGUAAUCUGAUCCAGAAUAUACAUCUAUUUUAACAUUUUAGUGAUUCAAACUUGGCUUGCUGUCCUCCAUGAAGAACAUGCCUUUUCCUCCCCUUGGUUGCCCCACUCCAUACCUAUCCAUACAAACUGAAUCUGAUGCAAAGGCGUGAUCUUUAAAUGUUUCUGUUUGUAUUGUUACAUUAGCUCAUAUGAGUUAGCAUGUUUCAAUUUUGCUUUCUGGAAUACUGGCCUCUAUAGACUUCAUGGGAGUAAUUCCUUGAUUUUUUUUUUCUCACAAGAUACAGAUUUUGUAAUCCACUGUAUAUAUGAAAUUAUAAUCUGAAGUGGAAUUUUGUGGAUCUUAACCCUAUAAAAGUCAUAAACUAGGUGCUUUUUCACUUUAUUAUUAAUGCGGUUUGACUGUAUCUUGUUUUCUGUAUCGGUGAUGUAACUCAUUCUGUUUUGUUUUUUCCAUUUCCACUUGCUGUUUUAAGGCACAGGAAUUAGUGAAUGAUGCUAGCGUGUAUAAAAGCUGAGAAUAAAAACCCUAGCUUUUAGAAAAUG
This is a messenger RNA of Rhincodon typus (whale shark), 5485 nucleotides long. RefSeq names its product signal transducer and activator of transcription 5A-like. NCBI's taxonomy places the organism in Eukaryota, Metazoa, Chordata, Chondrichthyes, Orectolobiformes, Rhincodontidae. Gene Ontology annotation, biological process: cell surface receptor signaling pathway via JAK-STAT; regulation of cell population proliferation; regulation of transcription by RNA polymerase II. Gene Ontology annotation, molecular function: DNA-binding transcription factor activity, RNA polymerase II-specific; RNA polymerase II cis-regulatory region sequence-specific DNA binding. The transcript is spliced from 18 exons. The coding region runs from base 28 to 2199 and encodes 723 amino acids. The record is from RefSeq and is a predicted model, not a curated record.